AUGCAGUUCUCUUCUCCUUGUCGAUCUCUCUUUCCCAAGCCAUGGCCACCAUUUUCUACAGCUAGCUUAUUCAAGCUACCACUGAUCUUCUUCUUGCUUUUUCUUCUUCCCUCUGCAAAUUCAGUUUCUUUCAACAUAUCUAGCUUUGAAUCCAACGCGUCCAACAUACUAUAUCAUGGAGAUGCUGGACCUUCUUUUGGAGCCAUUGAGUUAAACAAAGUCAAUUCUUUUUUCGGUGUUGGCUGGGCCACCUAUGUGGAGAGGGUUCCACUCUGGGACUCCAAUACUGGAAACCUCUCUGACUUCACAACUCAUUUCUCUUUCAUUAUUGACACCCUUGGGCGCUCUGAUUAUAGUGAUGGGCUUGCAUUUUUCUUGGCUCCUCCUGGGUUUGAAAUCCCACCGAAUUCAGGAGGUGGCUAUCUAGGCCUAUUCAACAGCACAACCAUUCAUUCAUCUCAUAACCAAAUUGUUGUGGUGGAGUUCGAUUCUCUCUCGAACAUUGAAUGGGAUCCUCCGUUUCAGCACGUGGGGAUUAACAGAAACUCAAUUACUUCUGCCACUUACAACUCUUGGAAUGCCAGCUUCCACAGUGGAGACACUGCUGAUGUAUGGAUCACCUACAAUGCUUCUACCAAGAAUUUGAGCGUCGCUUGGUCCUACGAAAGGACUUUUAAUUCUCAGGAGAAUUCUAGUCUUUCCCACCAUAUUGAUCUCUCAAAGUUUUUGCCUGAGUGGGUCACAAUUGGAUUUUCAGCUGCUUACGGUUUGAAUCCUGAACGACAUACACUUCUGUCAUGGGAAUUUAGCUCAAGCUUGGAUAUUAAAGAGACAGGUGGAAAGAAAGCAAAAAAUAUAAGAUUAAUCAUGGGUCUCACAGUUUCUGGUGGUGUUUUGAUAGCUGGAUCGAUUAUAGCAUUUGCAAUAUUAUUCUGCAGGCAUAAUCAAAAGAGAAGAGGAAUAGCAGAGGCAAUGAACUUGACAUCCAUAAACGAAGACCUACAAAGAGGAGCGGGACCAAGAAGGUUCUCUUAUAACGAGCUUGCUUCAGCUACUCACAACUUCUCAAAUGAGAGGAAGUUGGGUCAAGGAGGGUUUGGCGCGGUUUACAAAGGGUAUUUAACUGAUUUAGACACGCUAAUCGCUGUGAAGAAAAUCUCAAGAGGGUCUAAACAGGGGAAGAAAGAAUACAUCACUGAGGUGAAAAUCAUUAGCCGGCUGAGGCACCGGAAUCUUGUGCAACUCAUAGGAUGGUGCCAUGAUAGAGGUGAGUUCAUACUUGUUUACGAGUUUAUGCCAAAUGGUAGCCUUGAUGCUCACCUCUUUGGCAAGAGGAGCCCUCUCCCUUGGGCAGUGAGAUACAAGAUAACCCUUGGGUUGGCUUCUGCAUUGCUCUAUCUUCAUGAAGAGUGGGAGCAAUGUGUGGUGCACCGGGAUAUAAAAUCCAGCAAUGUCAUGCUAGACUCUAGUUUCACUGUAAAGCUUGGUGACUUUGGAUUAGCUCGGCUUAUGGAUCACGAGCUAGGUCCCCAAACAACCGGGUUGGCUGGAACAUUAGGAUACAUGGCUCCAGAAUACAUAAGCACAGGUAGAGCUAGUAAAGAAUCAGACGUGUAUAGCUUUGGGGUGGUUGUAUUAGAAAUUGUUACUGGAAGAAGGUCAGGUCAUCCUAUUGAUGUGGAUUCUGAUGUAGGGUUGGUCCAAUGGGUUUGGAAUCUUUAUGGGAGAGGAGAUCUUCUUUUGGCCAUGGAUGGGAAGCUGCAAAAUAAUGUUGAUGAAAAACAAGUCGAGUGCUUAAUGAUUGUUGGACUUUGGUGUGUUCACCCUGAUCGAAGUCUCAGGCCCUCCAUUAGGCAAGCAAUUCAUGUUCUUAAUUUUGAAUCUACAACACCAAAUCUUCCAACACAAAUGCCUGUUUCCAUGUAUCCUGUACCUGUAGCAUCAGCCAAUUCUGAAGCACCUUCGAUAACUACAAGCCUUCAAGGGGGUCGUUGA
Messenger RNA from Corylus avellana, 1995 nucleotides. NCBI's taxonomy places the organism in Eukaryota, Viridiplantae, Streptophyta, Magnoliopsida, Fagales, Betulaceae. The record is from RefSeq and is a predicted model, not a curated record.